GGGAGGGCCGCCGUGGGGCUGCCGCACGUGGGAGGGCGCUGGGAGGCCAGCAGUAGUCGCCGCCGCCGUGGCCUCAGCGAGGCCGGUUUUGGACUCACUGGCACCUGAACUACGCUGUCUGACCUCCCCAGCCCCAAGUCGAAGGACCCCCCGCCCGCCGCUGCCGCCACUGAUCUCGGCGUGCCCAUGAUCGCCCGGUGCCUUUCGGCAGUGCGAGGCCUCCACAGAGUUGGUGGUUCCAGGGUUUUACUCAGAAUGACAUUAGGAAGAGAAGUGACGUCUCCUCUUCGGGCGGUAUCUUCUUAUACUACAAAUGGCAGAAAUGUUCUAAGAUGGGAUCUUUCACCAGAGCAAAUUAGAACAAGAACUGAGGAACUAAUUGUGCAGACCAAACAGGUGUAUGAUGCUGUUGGAAUGCUCAAGAUGGAGGAAGUCACUUAUGAGAACUGCUUACAGGUGCUAGCGGAUGUGGAAGUGACGUACAUAGUGGAAAGAACCAUGCUAGACUUCCCUCAGCAUGUAUCCUGUGACAAAGAAGUACGGGCAGCAAGUACAGAAGCAGACAAGAGACUGUCUCAUUUUGAUAUUGAGAUGAGCAUGAGAGACGAUAUAUUUCAGAGAAUUGUUCAUUUACAGGAAACCUGUGAUUUGGAGAAGAUAAAGCCUGAAGCCAGACGAUACUUGGAAAAGUCAGUUAAAAUGGGAAAAAGAAAUGGACUCCAUCUUCCAGAACAAGUACAGAAUGAAAUCAAAUCGAUGAAGAAAAGAAUGAGUGAACUAUGUAUUGACUUUAACAAAAACCUCAAUGAAGAUGAUACCCUCCUUGUAUUUUCCAAGGCUGAACUUGGUGCUCUUCCUGAUGAUUUCAUUGACAGUUUAGAAAAGACAGAUGAUGACAAGUAUAAAAUUACCUUAAAAUAUCCACACUAUUUUCCUGUCAUGAAGAAAUGUUGUGUACCUGAAACCAGAAGGAGGAUGGAAAUGGCUUUUAAUACAAGAUGCAAAGAGGAAAACACGCUAAUUCUGCAGCAGCUACUCCCACUGCGGGCCCAAGUGGCCAAACUACUGGGCUAUAACACACAUGCUGACUUUGUCCUUGAAAUGAACACUGCAAAGAGCACAAGCCAUGUGACUGCCUUUCUAGACGAUUUAAGCCAGAAAUUAAAACCCUUGGGUAAGGCUGAACGAGAAUUUAUUUUGAAUUUGAAGAAAAAAGAAUGUGAAGAGAGAGGUUUUGAAUAUGAUGGGAAAAUCAAUGCCUGGGACCUACACUACUAUAUGACUCAGACGGAAGAACUCAAGUACUGCAUAAACCAAGAGUUCCUCAAAGAAUACUUCCCCAUUGAGGUAGUCACUGAAGGCUUGCUGAAUAUCUACCAGGAAUUGUUGGGACUGUCAUUUGAGCAAGUGACAAAUCCUCAUCUUUGGCAUCAAAGUGUUACACUUUACACUGUGAAAGAUAAAGCUACUGGAGACAUAUUGGGACAGUUCUACUUGGACCUCUAUCCAAGGGAAGGAAAAUAUAAUCAUGCUGCCUGCUUUGGUCUCCAGCCGGGCUGCCUUCUCCCAGAUGGGACCCGGAUGAUGUCUGUGGCUGCUCUCGUGGUGAACUUCUCACAGCCAGUGGCAGGUCGCCCCUCUCUCCUCAGGCACGAUGAAGUCAGGACUUACUUCCACGAAUUUGGUCAUGUCAUGCAUCAGAUCUGUGCACAGACUGAUUUUGCACGAUUUAGUGGAACAAAUGUGGAAACUGACUUUGUAGAGGUGCCAUCACAAAUGCUUGAAAAUUGGGUGUGGGACAUGGAUUCCCUCCGAAGAUUAUCAAAACAUUAUAAAGAUGGAAGUCCUAUUACAGAUGAUCUGCUUGAAAAGCUCGUUGCUUCUAGACUGGUCAACACAGGUCUUCUGACUCUACGCCAAAUUGUCUUGAGCAAAGUUGAUCAGUCCCUCCACACCAACACAUCACUGGAUGCUGCAAGUGAAUAUGCCAAAUAUUGCACAGAAAUUUUAGGAAUUGCAGCUACUCCAGGCACAAAUAUGCCAGCUACUUUUGGACAUUUGGCAGGGGGAUAUGAUGGCCAGUAUUAUGGAUAUCUUUGGAGUGAAGUAUUUUCCAUGGACAUGUUUUACAGCUGUUUUAAAAAAGAAGGGAUAAUGAAUCCAGAGGUUGGAAUGAAAUACAGAAACCUGAUCCUGAAACCUGGGGGAUCUCUGGACGGCAUGGAAAUGCUCCAGAAUUUCUUGAAACGUGAGCCAAACCAAAAAGCGUUCCUAAUGAGUCGAGGCCUGCAUGCUCCGUAAGCUGGAAUCUUUGGUAGCCGUCCAUGUCUGGAGGACAAGUCGACAUCACCAUGUGUUACUGGCCUGGAAACUGAAGGGAAUUUUUUGCAUAUGAAAACUUAGAUUGCUAUCGACUGCCUUUUGUUUUUCACUUUUAAAAAAUUAUACAGAUGUAAAUGGAAUUACAAAUACUGUGACCUAAGAAAAGACCCACUAGAAAAUAAUUGUACUAUAAAAUUUCAUAAAAAUGGAUUUGAUUUCUUUUGAUAAAAGCUUCAUAUGAAUGUAAUUUGAUUUUUUUACUAUUAUAAUGUAGAUAAUAUAAUGUAAGAGGGCUAAGAAUUUUUAAAUUAAAUCAUAUACAUGAUAUAAUUUGAUCCUUCUUAUAUCUUGAAGUUUUGUACUUGGGAUUUCUGGACUGAUAAAUGAAUCAUCACAUUCCUCUGGUAAAUGUUUUCUUGGAGCCCUGUGUCAACUUUGAUCUUCCGUCCUGCAGCAGGGUGUGACCUCUCUUUCACCUGCAUACCUCAAGGCCAAGAAGCAUGUGCCUCAGUAACGUGUUUGUCUUCAUAUACUGGGCCUCAUGAUUCCCAGCUUUCAGCCACACUUAAAUUAUAUUUCUCUGUUUGAGUUUGGGUUUUUUUUUCCCUGAAGUUCAGUUACAGUGUACCAAAGUUUUGUUUUGUUUUAGUUUUAACUGAACUAGCCUAAUGUAUAUUACAAGUCUUUGUAUCUUGUAUUAAAGGAUUUGUGUUACAGA
Messenger RNA from Heterocephalus glaber (naked mole-rat), 3040 nucleotides. It is a transcript of the gene Nln, whose product is annotated as neurolysin. Gene Ontology annotation, cellular component: mitochondrial intermembrane space. Gene Ontology annotation, molecular function: metalloendopeptidase activity. The record is from RefSeq and is a predicted model, not a curated record. Lineage: Eukaryota; Metazoa; Chordata; Mammalia; Rodentia; Bathyergidae. Gene Ontology annotation, biological process: peptide metabolic process; proteolysis.